GCCAGUUCCUCCAGCCGUGUUUUCCCCGGAGAUUCAAUUACCGACCACCAUCCAUUAAACCCUCCCAAUAUCACGUCAACUCCGCGGCUGCCAUCCCUUUUUUCUCUCCCUCUUCUGCAUCCUGGCUGUGAAGUGCCGUCUCCUGUCUCUCGCCAUUUAUAAAGCUACCAGCUGGUCUGUGGUUAUCGCUGCCGUCAUACCCCUCUCUACAACACACCGGAACACAUCUUCCGACUUCUCACGAUACUAAAGACACUACCCGUGCAAUCGUAUUAAUAUAUAACAUUCUCUGCCAAUAUGGUCGCUGACGCUUUGGCUUAUCAUCCUACUUUGGCGCAUUACUUGCGCUUUGUUGCAACGACUGUUGGUCGUGACAAAAUCCUCCGUACGCUGCAAUACUUCUCACGCUUUUAUGCUUGGUACUUGUAUCGCACAAACCGCCCGCAGUCCUCUAUCGACCCCUACAAUGCAGUCAAGAAGCAGUUUGGAACAACAAGAAAGAUUUUGAGGAUCGGAAAGUUUGCCGAGCAUCUUAAGGCUGCAGCUGUUGCUGCCGACAACAAGAGCCCCAUCGACCCUGUUCUCCGCUAUCUAGCUGUCGGUCGCCAGCUCGGUUACGCCGGAUACCUGACUCUGGAUACUAUCACCGUUAUUGACAUUAUUGGCUUCCGAAAAAUCGCUGCGGUCAAGCGCUUGCAGGAUACCGCCUAUCGGUCAUGGUUGGCUGGGCUAAUCUUUAGCGCUAUUGCUAGUGCAUACUCCCUUUGGAGACUGCGGGAGAAGGAGAGGACUCUUGACCGCACCGAAGGUGAAGGCGUUGUGGAGGCAAAGAAGCUCGAGAAGGAACGUUCCGCUGCCCGCACCCAGCUCUUCUCGGACCUUUGCGACAUGACUAUCCCUGUUUCCAGCCUGGGCCUUGCCAACCUCGACGACGGAAUUGUUGGCAUCGGAGGUACAGUCAGCAGUUUGCUAGGCGUGGUGUCUCAGUGGCGGAAGACCGCGUGAACGGCCAAAGCUCGGGGAUUUUCUGAUUGAGAUUUCACGGGGCUGACUUGAGGUGGUAUUGGUCUAUUUGCUGACGUCUGCGUUGAUUGGGUGUUGUGUAUUUCUUUCACUUCGUCAAACCUCAGCCUCAGAACAAGAGAUAUGGUGUAUAGGUCCAACUGGAUCAAAGACGAAAUGAAGAUCUAGAUAUAGGCGAACGUUUUGUGUGGCAGGAUUCGACAAGGGAGAUGCGAUAUAGUAGUCUUCGGCUUUCAUGAACAUAUUAUGUAUCUUAAGAGUUUAUUAUAUUUGUUUAGCCUGUUCUUUCAAUAAGUCUUCCUACUGAGGGUAGCACUGUUUG
Aspergillus caelatus is the source of this 1345-nucleotide messenger RNA. RefSeq names its product PEX11 family protein. Gene Ontology annotation, cellular component: peroxisomal membrane. The transcript has 3 exons. Lineage: Eukaryota; Fungi; Ascomycota; Eurotiomycetes; Eurotiales; Aspergillaceae. Bases 298 to 1005 code for a protein of 235 amino acids. The record is from RefSeq and is a predicted model, not a curated record. Gene Ontology annotation, biological process: regulation of peroxisome size; peroxisome fission.